GUACAACAAGUGAAAGUGUCCCGAGUGCCGCAUAAAAUAUUUCGAGGAAUACAGCUAAAUAUCCCUAAAUUUAGAUCCUUCAAGUGGCCUUCGAGGCGCGAGUUCCUUUCCACGCGGUUUCAAGCGACUCCACCAGGAUGCCGAGCUCACGACGUGCGAUCCUGAGGCACAUACUGUCGGGGAUUUGCACCAAGAUGAACCGCACCAAGUCGGUGCCCACUGACGUCAUGGAGACGCCGCUGAACCGAUGCCUCAACACCUUCGACAUCGCUCUUUUGGGCAUUGGCCAUAUGGUUGGCGCUGGCAUCUACGUGCUGACUGGCACUGUGGCCAAGGAAAUGGCCGGACCCGGGAUCAUAUUAUCCUUCAUCCUAGCCGGAUUUAUAUCGAUGCUGGCCGCCCUGUGCUACGCGGAGUUCGGAACUCGAGUGCCCAAGGCGGGAUCGGCCUAUGUGUACACGUACAUAUCGAUGGGUGAGUUCUGGGCCUUCGUCAUCGGCUGGAAUAUCCUGCUGGAGCACAUGCUUGGAGCAGCUUCGGUGGCCAGGGCCUGGAGUGGAUACGUGGACUCAAUGCUGGGCGGUUGGAUUGGGAACACAACGCUGGAGCUCACGGGUGGCAUCCAUGAGCCCGGAUUGGCCCAAUACCCCGAUAUCUUGGCCUUCCUGGUCUGCAUUGUUUAUGCGGCUGCUCUGGCCGGAGGAGUGAAGGCCACGGCGGUGUUCAACAGUCUACUAACCCUCGUCAAUAUAGCCGUGAUGGUUCUGGUCAUCAGCGUGGGAUUCUGGUAUGCGGAUGGCAAGAAUUGGUCCGAGGCCGAGGGAGGAUUCCUGCCCUACGGCAUUGGAGGUGUCAUUGCCGGUGCCGCCACCUGUUUCUACGCCUUUGUGGGCUUCGAUUCCAUAGCUACUUCCGGUGAGGAGGCCAAAAACCCAUCGGUAUCCAUACCCGUGGCCACUGUGAUCUCUUUGUUCGUGGUGACAGUGGGUUACAUCCUUGUCAGUGCCGCCCUGACCCUCAUGAUUCCCAUCAGUGAGAUCAAUCCGGCUGCGUCAUUGCCGGAGGCAUUUGGGCAAUUAAACCUCUCUUGGGCUAAGUACCUGAUCUCCAUAGGAGCUCUGUGUGGGAUGACCACCACCCUGUUGGGAUCCCUUUUCGCCCUGCCACGCUGCAUGUACGCCAUGGCCUCGGAUGGAUUGCUUUUUAGCUGCUUCGGCAAAAUUAACCCCACUACCCAGGUGCCAUUGCUGAAUCUAGUGGUAUCCGGGGUAAUGAGUGCCUGCCUCGCCUUGGUCUUCGACCUGGCCAAGCUGGUGGAGUUUAUGUCCAUUGGCACUUUGUUGGCCUACACCAUCGUCUCGGCCAGUGUGAUUAUCCUGCGAUAUCGUCCUAUGGAGCGAAUUCAUACCACGAUUAGGGUUCCCGCGGUGGCUGGAAGCCCCGACGACGACGACGAUGAUGACGAGGAUGAGGCGUCCCAGUCCAGCAUGGAUACUUCCUCGCCGACCAGCGAGAUGAUAGAGGAAGUCCUAGCUGGCGGACUAAAGGCCCAGUUCAGGUGCUUGGAACCCCUACUAGGACGUUUCGAACCGGGAUCAGUGGUGUCCGUGGCCGUGAUGCUGUUCAUCUUCCUGAGCUUUGCCAUCUGUGUGGAGCUGAAGGUGUCGUGGACGCAACUCUAUACAGGCACCUGGUGGGCCCUGAUCAUCUACGGAUUCAUCAUUUUCGCAGCCAGCACUUGCGUGGCCGUUAUAGCUGUCCAUAACCAGAACACCCGGGGCCUGAUCUUCAAGGUGCCACUGGUUCCCUUCGUUCCAGCACUCGGCAUCUUUUGUAAUAUCUUGCUGAUGGUUCAUCUGGAUGCCGUGACCUGGGUGCGGUUCUUUGUCUGGGUUUGCAUCGGAAUGGUGGUGUACUUCCUCUACGGGAUCCGCAACAGCAAAGAGGGUGAGGUCUGCUCCUCUUACUCCAUCCUGAUGACCACAUCGGAGGCUGGAAAGGUUCCGUGGGGUUCCUUUAAGGCAACUCCCGGUGGAAAAAAGUCCAGUAAGCAUACCAUCUUCGAGAGAUUCACAGGACGCAGCAAGCCGGAGGACAAGAAAUCCAUUGUAGAGGAAAGUGAAAACGAGACGUCCGGAUAUUCCUAAGUCAAUUCUUACAAUUGGUAUCCAAACCUUAGAUCCGAAUACCGAUCCUAAUUUAAAAACAAAACAUUAUCGGUUAUGGACAGAGAAAAAUAAGAUUGGCGUAGUUUCGGUUUAUUAUUUCUGGGAAAUUCAAUGUAAAUAGAAAUAACUACUUCAUUUGGUUCCUGUCGAAUUCUUUUGAAAAAUGUUAAAAUUAUUUUGGCACAUUUGUUAAAUCAAAGGUUUAGGUUCUUAAUUUAUUGUUCCUUUGAAUCUGAUACGGUUUAAAGUCCUGGUAAAGGUGUACUUAAAGCAUCUCUAUAUAUUAAUCCUUUUCAAAUAUUAUGCAUUCCAAAAACCCAUCGUUGAACGAGACAUAUAAAGGAAAUUUCGAAAUAUAUUAUGGCAAUGUACCUUAUAUUAUAAAUAUAAUAUCAUGGUAUAUUUACAGUGUAUUAUUGCAGACAUUAUAACAGCAUACACACAAAUAGCAUAUUUACUCUGCAAACGUACAAAUAAAUGUAUUAAACGUUAUGCACACAUGGCAUUUGUUAAACCAUAGUAAACCCAUACAUGUCUUUAAAUAACUAUAUAUUUAUAACUGUGUA
Molecule: messenger RNA, 2734 nt
Organism: Drosophila santomea
Lineage: Eukaryota; Metazoa; Arthropoda; Insecta; Diptera; Drosophilidae
Product: cationic amino acid transporter 4
Exons: 2
Coding region: 138-2147 (669 amino acids)
Biological process (GO): amino acid transport; transmembrane transport
Cellular component (GO): plasma membrane
Molecular function (GO): amino acid transmembrane transporter activity
Source: RefSeq, a predicted model, not a curated record